Amphibalanus amphitrite is the source of this 777-nucleotide messenger RNA. Its product is annotated as fibrinogen C domain-containing protein 1-like. The transcript has a single exon. Bases 1 to 777 code for a protein of 258 amino acids. The record is from RefSeq and is a predicted model, not a curated record. Lineage: Eukaryota; Metazoa; Arthropoda; Thecostraca; Balanomorpha; Balanidae.
AUGGAGAUGGCGCCGCGUCUCCAAGUGGCAGUCUGUGUUCUCUGGAUCCUGAUGUGCACCGCUGGGUCAGUCUCUGAGCUGACCUAUGGGCUGACCUCUGGCACCAACGGUACGUCACAGCAAGAUUCCACUGUACGCGACUGCAGUGACCUGCCCUACGGCUCUCCAAGUGGAGUGUAUACAAUCCAUCCUGAUCGUCUCACCCCGACCUCGGCCUACUGUGACAUGGACGAUGGUAAGGGAUGGACCGUCUUCCAAAAAAGGGCCGAUAUUUUACCCAGGCAGGACUUCUUCAAGGACUGGGAGGCCUACAAGUGGGGUCUGGGAAGUUUUGAUGGAGAGUUCUGGUGGGGACUUCAUCACCUCUGGCAGCUGACCUCCCAACUGGACCGAGUUUACGAGCUGCGGGUAGACCUCUGGGAUUUCGAAAACCAGACAGCGUACGCCAUUUAUCAGAAGUUCACCAUUGAGUCCGAGGAUGGCGACUACAGAAUUGACUUUGGCGACUACAUCGGGACCGCCGGGGACAGAUUUGGUCUAACCUACAACAAAGGAAUGAAGUUCUCCACAUUUGACCGAGAUAAUGAACCCACGUCAUCUAACUGUUCAUAUCUCUACCAAGGCGCCUGGUGGUAUUCUAACUGUGUCUGGGCCAACCUCAACGGACAGUACAAACCCGGAGUAACAGGCCUCACAACCGUCUUUUGGUACGACUGGAGGGGCUACUACAGCCUGAACACCACCACAAUGAAGAUUAGACCCACAAAUACACUAUAA